AUGAAGCUCCUCACCCACAACUUGCUGACCUCGCACGUGCGGGGGGUGGGGCCCCGCGGCUUCCCCCUGCGGCUCCAGGCCACCGAGGUCCGCAUCAACCCGGUGGAGUUCAACCCGGACUUCGUGGCGCGGAUGAUCCCGAAGGUGGAGUGGGCGGCGCUCCUGGAGGCGGCAGAUACAUUGCAUCUGACCGAGGUCCCCAAAGGGCCGACGGAGGGAUACGAGCGCGAUGAGCAGUUCCUGAGGAAGAUGCACCACGUCCUGCUGGAGGUGGACGUGUUGGAGGGCACCUUGCAAUGCCCGGAGUCUGGACGUCUCUUCCCCAUCAGCCGCGGGAUCCCCAACAUGCUGCUGAACGAUGAGGACAGUGAGACUUAG
Orycteropus afer afer is the source of this 378-nucleotide messenger RNA. It is a transcript of the gene TRMT112, whose product is annotated as tRNA methyltransferase activator subunit 11-2. The coding region runs from base 1 to 378 and encodes 125 amino acids. The record is from RefSeq and is a predicted model, not a curated record. NCBI's taxonomy places the organism in Eukaryota, Metazoa, Chordata, Mammalia, Tubulidentata, Orycteropodidae. Gene Ontology annotation, molecular function: protein heterodimerization activity. The transcript is spliced from 4 exons. Gene Ontology annotation, biological process: tRNA methylation; peptidyl-glutamine methylation; rRNA (guanine-N7)-methylation.